AUGUUCGUAGAAGAACUAUCAUCGCGAUACACCGAUCCAACACUCACAGUAUCUUUCUGGUGCUCUGAGGAAGGACACCCUCAACCGGAUAAAUCUUCCGCAGAGGGGUUCUCAGUCCAUUACCCAUCAUACCAAUCGAUCGUGACUGUCGGUCGUCCAAGGGAAGUAACUCGCCACACACAUGAAACUUUGAUUCAGCUUAAGAAGAUAGCAUCGGAUUUUCAAAAGAGGAUUGAUGAUACCUUACAGGGUUCCAAUAGACUAAAGCAGCCAUGGUAUAUUCCCAUCUCAAAGUUGAACAUCGAUUCGACAGUUGAAGAAUACAAGAAUGCCACAAGUGAAGGGAUGCGAGAAUUUUACAUGUUUCUCAAACAAAUACAUGAUGAGGUAAAUGAUAAAUAUGGAGAAGAAACUUUCUUAGGGCUACUGGACGAAAGUGGACAUCAUGAGUUUUGGAGAAGGGGCAAACAUCGAUUACCCAAAUAUGAAAGAAGUGCUCAUUAUCAAUCUGUAUCUCAGUUCUGCCAAACUGUCCAUGAGCUCAAAGCCCAGACCCAAAAGCAAGUCGAAGAGGAAGAAGGAAGAACGGGAGCGAUAAAUCAUGAAAGACAGCCAUCUGAUCAGGAUCAACCGUGUUUAUCUAGACUUUUCAAUCGAAUAAAGUUGUUUCCUUGGUCCUACUUCGGCUCAGAAGAGGAGGGAAUCUUGCAGGGACCACCUUCCCUUGUGAUUGUUUCGUACGUGACGGAUGGUAGUAUGCCAGGACCUAAAGCCAGGAAAGGUCAGAGAACGCGGCUAGCAAAAGGUGCAAAGGGAUCAAUCACAGUUUGUCGUACUGAUCCAAAGUCUUUCCCUGCAGAUAACAAUACCACGACUAACUCUGGAUGUGCUCAAGAUAAUGACAAAGACCAACUGGAUCUAUUCAUGAAUGAACUCAAAACAACUUUGAAUGAAUGGAAAACAUAUGGAUCAGAGAAAUUUGCGAUUGAUUCUCGGUAUGGCUCAUCAUAUUUCCUCGAUAUGAAUGAACAACGGGAAGGCAGAUUGAAUCUCAUCUCCUGA
Kwoniella mangroviensis CBS 8507 is the source of this 1062-nucleotide messenger RNA. RefSeq lists its product as uncharacterized. Bases 1 to 1062 code for a protein of 353 amino acids. The record is from RefSeq and is a predicted model, not a curated record. The transcript has a single exon. NCBI's taxonomy places the organism in Eukaryota, Fungi, Basidiomycota, Tremellomycetes, Tremellales, Cryptococcaceae.